ACCAAUAUGUCUGCCAUUUCCGGGAAGGAGUGAAACAAGGAGAGGUAUGAAUGCGUUUCUUGAGAUUUUUUUCGCGGUGAAAAAGCAUUAAAAAAAAUCAUAAAUUACCGCUACAAACUUAAACUAAACUAUAAACAGCUCAGAAGCUCAACUCUACGCAUUCACUUUAAAGCCCAGACGGCGAUUUGUGACUGAACGAGGAAGUAAAAAGACCUGUCAAAGCUGGGAACGCGCGUGUAACAAACCAACAUGUCGGCUAUUUCCGAGGAGGAUUUAAACAGGAAGAGGUUUGAAUGCGACCCUCUGGCGGAUAAUGCGAUGGAAGAGGUAGCGAGAGUUCGCGGUGAAAAAGCAAUAAAAGGUCAUAACGUACUUAAGGCUGUCCAAGAUCUUGGAAGACUCUCUGAGGAUUCCCAUUGCGCGAGAUUUAUCGAAUUCUAUGAACAAGAACCUCCAUGGGAAGUUGAUUGGCAAAUGUUGGAGUUAGGAAGGCGGGUAUUUGUCCGAAACAGUGUCUUCGCCGGCCUUGUUCUCAUGUAUGGUAGUCUUAUUUCCUCAUUCACCGCUGCCUAUGGGAAUAAGGUACGUAUAUUAUUAUAGACUGUUUGAUCAGUGGUUGGAUAAUUUUGGUGUCAUAUUGGACACCAACAUAAUUAUGUUUUUGACACAUCGUAAAAUUUUUGUACACAUGUACGCUUUCCAAACACACAUAGAUAUCCGUCAGAGUGACCAUAGCAACGAACUCUAAAAACCACUGUUCUUCAACUAGACGUCAGUGACACGACUAAUAAUUUUAUCAUUUAUGUAUUUUUGUUUAAAUAUUAUAUAACAGGUGUUGUCAGCUACGGGACGCAUUUCCCCUAACGGAGAUGUUCGCCGAAGACUGUUUGAGACCCUUUUCUUUGUGAGGGCUGUUGUUCUUGGUUCGUCGAGUGAAAUUAAAGAGGCCUGCAUGAGGGUGCGUCUGCUCCAUGCUGCUGUACGCCGUCACCUUCUUCAUCGUGACGGAGGGUGGGAAAUUGAAAAUGUAGGUAUAAUCUAGUUAAAUUACCUUGUACCACCGAAAGAACUUGACUGCGUUUUGUUGUUGUUGAUGAACAACACGUGAUCCUUUCAAGGAAAUCUAAAUCAUGCUCACUCUUAGCCCUUUCACCUCUAAGAACUUAGUAGUAAUUCUCCUUACUGUCUGUCAAACAACUCAUACGAUGUUAGCUGGAGAAUUUGGUAUUGGAUCAGUUACUAGUAAUGAUACCCUAAUUGAUAAUUUUCUUUAGUCUCAAUACUUCUUUGCCUUAAUUUGUCUUUUUCUCCAGUUUGGAUGUCCAAUCAACCAAGAGGAUUUAGCUGGUACAUUGUCUACAUUUUCAUCUGUUGUAGUUGAUGGAUUAGAAAUUCUUGGUGUUUCUUUGUCAAAAACUGAAAAGGAUGCUUACCAAAAUUUGUGGAAAUAUGUUGGUUUUUAUAUGGGUAAGUAAGCACAGAGAGUGAUUGGGCCAUAAUUUAAGAAGUGAAAUUGUUGCAGUUGAGUUUCGCAAAGUACCCUUGUAUGUAUGCCGUCACAUCACAAGUGUCUACAUGGUAUAAAAAGUUGUCUUGAAAUAUUACCAGAAGCAUAUAAUCUUGGUUAUAUGCUUCUAGUGGUUGAGAAAAAUUAACACACAUUUCUUCCUUUGGCACGUUAACUCCCAGAAGUGAUUAACAGGUAACUUCGCCCUAUAAUAUCCAUUCAUUAUCUAGCAAACAGGAUUACUUAAAUUUAUCUGGUGGAACUUGUUAUCUUGAUCUAACACCAUAACAGGAAAAUGUACAGCUGUUAGAGGGGAGAAUUAACAAUCAGAUCUUGGGAGUUUAGGGUUUUGAAAAAAAUUCUGACUAAGAUAAAGGUUACAACCAUUUAAGCAUUCUUUUCUUGAGGGAUGACAAAUUUGUUGAAAAAUUUGCAAUUUCAUUGAAUUCAACUAUUUCCUUAGCAUAAAUGUAAAUACAUUAUAGUGUAAAUAUAAGUCAUCAAAGCUAAUAUAAAUACUGUCUGCUCUUUGAAACAAGCACCUUUGAGAAUGGCUCUUGAAGGUUCUGUCUGCCAGAUGUGUUUGCUGUAAGAAGAGACAUGGGUAUAAAGUAGUAAUGAUUCAGAGCAUGUACCCUAAGAGUUAGUGUUGUCUAUUCUAGGAAUGACAAGUGAUUUACUAUGUGACAACUAUGAAGAAGAAUGGAAACUGUGCAAUAUGAUAAGAGUGCGACAGUGCAAACCAGACCCUGAUUCAGUGGUGUUGACUGAGGCACUUUUACAGGAAUUUGCGAGCAAAAAUCCCUUUUAUCUCAGUUACAAUUUCUCAAGCAGUUUAUCAAGACACUUCAUUGGAGAUGAUCUGGCAGAUGAGCUUGGCCUUUCAAGAUUUAACAUGCUCAGUCAAGUUAUUAUGAAUUUGUUAUACUGGAUUCUCAGAACAUCAUGUUUCACUCAAAGGAGAGUUUCUUUUCUUGAGCAUGGACUGUAUAAAUUUGGAAAGUAUGCCCUGAAUACAAUAGUUCACCUCUCCUUAGGAGGCAGGGAACCUUCUUUCAUCAUGAAGGUGUAUUCUUGAGCAGGUAUCAUUCAGUUUACAUCUGUUCAUCAGAGCUAGAGAUCUGGUUCAUGAACACAGAUCCACUUUUAGUUAGUAGUUAUCUUAGUGGGAUCCUAGGACAAUGAUUCCUUUUGAGUUGAUUUUGGUCCCUUUAACACGUUAAAGGCUAAGCUCUUGGAGAACUGAUUUAGAAAUGAAGGAGAACUGAAGGAAACAUGGCCAGUAUUUUUAAUUAUAAAAUAAUUCAAAUAGUACACGCUCUGAUUGGCCAUAAAACCAUUUUACAUGAGCGUAUGUAAACACGGUUUUCGUUCCUCUUUCAUUAGUUAUUUUAUAAAAGAAAUGUAAAAUGGUUUCCAUGUUUACAUAGCCUGAUGUAAACACUUGGGAGGUUGGGAGAACACUUGAUAAGCUGGAAACCACUCCGCUUAGCAUUGUGGUUUCCUACACUUAUCUUGUGUUCUCCCAACCUCGUGCAUGUUUACAUCAGGCUAUGUAAACAUGGAAACCAUUUUACAUUUCUUCAUUGUUUCAUCAAAUUCAGCCCCAAGAAAUGGCCAAUUGAAGACAAUCUUAUCUCUUAUGUGAAAUUACUGUCCUUUAAGGUUUCACUGCUUAUUCAAGGAUAAAAUUUUCUCACAGUUAAACUGAGUGACAUUAUUUUAUCUGAAGUUAGGACAAAAAGCAAACCAAGACUUUUAAACCAGUCUGAGUUUAAAUGCUUUGCUUUGUAUAUAGCAAACUUGUCCUCCUGCUGGUUGGGAUUUUUAAACACAGUAUGUCUAUUUAGAAUUUUUGUUUCCAAUUUAUUUUUUGUGGCCCUGAAAUGCUUCAUUGGGGGAAGGUCAAUUAAGUACACAUAUAGUGUUGUACAUUGUAAAUGCAUCCAUCACUAUUGCAAUCAAGAAACAGUUUAAUCAAAACUCACUGUGGUGGGUCAUACAAUGUAUGAGGUGAUCUUUUCACAUAAAUUAUACAGUUUUAAGUAGAGAUGGCCCAUAAAAAAGAUAGUUUUGCAACAAACUUUAUUGUUAUAUUUCAUAUGCAGAUUACUUAGUACAAACAAACAAUAAGUAUUUUUUAAUGCCAAAAAAAUAACUCUUACACAUGUUCGAGACAUUGCU
Pocillopora meandrina is the source of this 3691-nucleotide messenger RNA. The record is from the annotation of a GenBank genome assembly. NCBI's taxonomy places the organism in Eukaryota, Metazoa, Cnidaria, Anthozoa, Scleractinia, Pocilloporidae.